Messenger RNA from Myotis brandtii (Brandt's bat), 1327 nucleotides. It is a transcript of the gene METTL14, whose product is annotated as methyltransferase like 14. Gene Ontology annotation, molecular function: mRNA binding. NCBI's taxonomy places the organism in Eukaryota, Metazoa, Chordata, Mammalia, Chiroptera, Vespertilionidae. The record is from RefSeq and is a predicted model, not a curated record. The transcript has 10 exons. Gene Ontology annotation, cellular component: nucleus; RNA N6-methyladenosine methyltransferase complex. The annotation marks the transcript as partial.
GCAGCUAUUACGGAAUCAUGUUUUACUUACUUUAAAGGAGAAGAUUGGCAAAGUGAAGUGUCUUCAUUUCAAAUUUGACUAAAAGGAUCAACUGCCUAGUGACCUCUUUUCUGGUUUUUGUUUUUCUCAGUUGGGAGCCGAGAGUGCCGACAGCAUUGGCGCCGUGUUAAAUAGCAAAGAGGAGCAGAGAGAGAUUGCCGAAACCAGGGAGACUUGCAGGGCUUCCUAUGAUACCUCUGCUCCAAAUGCCAAACGUAAGUCUCAGGAUGAAGGAGAGACCGAUGAGGACAAAAUGGAAGAAUAUAAGGAUGAGCCUGAGAUGCAGCAGGAGGAGGAGAACCUGCCGUAUGAGGAAGAGAUUUACAAAGACUCCAGCACGUUCCUCAAGGGAACACAGAGUUUAAAUCCCCAUAAUGAUUACUGCCAGCAUUUUGUAGACACUGGACACAGACCCCAGAAUUUCAUCAGGGAUGUAGGUCUGGCGGACAGGUUUGAAGAGUACCCCAAGCUGCGGGAGCUCAUCCGCCUGAAGGACGAGCUGAUAGCGAAGUCGAACACUCCACCCAUGUACUUACAGGCGGAUAUCGAAGCCUUUGACAUCAGAGAGCUCACCCCCAAGUUCGAUGUGAUUCUUCUGGAACCCCCUCUGGAAGAGUAUUACAGAGAGACCGGCAUCACUGCCAACGAGAAGUGCUGGACUUGGGACGAUAUCAUGAAGUUGGAGAUCGAUGAGAUCGCGGCCCCUCGGUCGUUCAUUUUCCUCUGGUGCGGCUCCGGGGAAGGGCUGGACCUUGGGAGAGUGUGUUUACGCAAGUGGGGCUACAGAAGAUGUGAAGAUAUUUGUUGGAUUAAAACCAAUAAAAACAACCCUGGGAAGACUAAGACUUUAGAUCCAAAGGCUGUCUUCCAGAGAACGAAGGAGCACUGCCUCAUGGGGAUCAAAGGGACCGUGAAGCGCAGCACAGACGGGGACUUCAUCCACGCCAACGUCGACAUCGACCUGAUCAUCACGGAGGAGCCCGAGAUCGGGAACAUAGAGAAGCCCGUGGAGAUUUUCCACAUCAUCGAGCACUUCUGUCUGGGCCGGAGGCGCCUUCACCUGUUUGGAAGAGAUAGUACGAUUCGGCCAGGCUGGCUUACGGUGGGCCCCACGCUGACCAACAGCAACUACAACGCGGAGACCUACGCGUCCUACUUCAGCGCCCCCAACUCCUACCUGACGGGCUGCACUGAGGAGAUCGAGAGGCUGCGCCCCAAGUCGCCCCCACCCAAGUCCAAGGCUGACCGGGGCGGGGGUGCUCCCCGGGGCGGGGGGCGAGGAGGAACC